Molecule: messenger RNA, 690 nt
Organism: Arxiozyma heterogenica
Lineage: Eukaryota; Fungi; Ascomycota; Saccharomycetes; Saccharomycetales; Saccharomycetaceae
Gene: SOP4
Product: Sop4p
Exons: 1
Coding region: 1-690 (229 amino acids)
Source: RefSeq, a predicted model, not a curated record
AUGUUAACAAUUUUUCUUUUCUGGAGUUUGAUCUUACUCAAAUUAAUUUCUGCUUUAACUAUUAAAGGUCAGUUGGAUGUGACACCAUAUAAUCUAUCAACUUUUAAAAUAAGUAAUACACGUUUUAGAUUACAACAAAUCGGCUCCCUUGAUAGCAACAAACACCCUAUUAAGGCAACUGCAUAUAUUCAAGAUCCAGAUGGCUCAUUUGAAUUUAAUAACAUUGAAGUGGAUGAAAGGAUAAAUAAAACUACCCGGUUUGUUAUAUAUCCUCUAUCAAAAGACUUUAAUGUGAAACCAAAUAGAGUACUUGUGGAAUUCUUCAUGAAUGAGAAUGGUACUUUGGAGACAAAAGGCUUCAGAAACUAUUUUGGUAGAGAAUAUUUUCCAUCAAAAGACAUUAAAUUCCCAGAAAAAUUGGAUCCUAUUGAUAUCAAACCAAUGGUAAGAUUCUCUUUGGUACAAAAACAACCUUUUAGAAAUUAUUUACAAGUAAGAAAUCCCGGUGUUUUAAAAAGCGGUAUGAUUGCUAAUAUAUUGCAUUCUCCUUGGAAAAUGGCAUUAGUGUUUAUUGCUCUAACAGUCAUUAUCUUUCCAAUAUAUGUAGAAAAUUUUGAUCCAGAAACGGUUAAGUUGAUGAAGGAACAAAGACGAAAGCAACAAAGAGAAAAAUAUCAAAUUCCAAAUUAA